Molecule: messenger RNA, 2819 nt
Organism: Phymastichus coffea
Lineage: Eukaryota; Metazoa; Arthropoda; Insecta; Hymenoptera; Eulophidae
Product: calpain-7-like
Exons: 12
Coding region: 148-2652 (834 amino acids)
Biological process (GO): proteolysis
Molecular function (GO): calcium-dependent cysteine-type endopeptidase activity
Source: RefSeq, a predicted model, not a curated record
CAGUUUUAGCUGUGAUGAUGACUAAUAAAAUGAAAAUCUAAUGAGUCGCAUUGUUAAGUUAUUUGCAUUAGAAGAAAGAGUUAUGUUAAUACUAAGAAAUUUAAGAUUUUUCUGAAUAUCUUACACCUAGCUAUUGAGUAUAAACAAAUGGAUCAAACACUGGAAGCUGCAUUGGAUGCAGCAAGAAGAGCAGUAGAUUUUGACAAAAAUGAACAGUAUCAACAGGCUGUUUAUUAUUAUUCCGUUGCUGUACGACUUUUAAAUAAUUUAUCAACCGUACCUGCAUUAGCAGAGAAGUGUACAGAGUAUCAAGAUAGAAUAGCAGAAUUACAAAACUUAAUUUUAGAUGAAGAAAGAAAAAAACAUGAAUCAGAAAUACCCACUGAAACUGAACUACAAAAAUGUAAAUUUUUACUCAAUCAAGCUCUUGAUGCUGACGAAGCAGGUUUUAAAGAAGAAGCUAUAAAACUUUAUACAAAUGCUGCAGAACUAGGCCUGAAAGCUAAAGCAACAAGUAAUGAAAAAACUAAAAUUACAAAUCUUGUUCGUCAUGCUUUGGAUAGAGCUGAAUCAUUAAAAGGAAUAAAAAAAAAUGAGGUAGAAACAGUUAUACCAAAUUUGCCAUCAGUACCUGAAACAGAACUUCCCAUAGAUGAUGAAUCUAUAGAGAAUGAACCAAAUGAACCACCACCUAUUAAUACUACUGCUACAUCACAAACUAGUCCAGUAUCAUCAAGACCAAGCAAACCUCCUUUGCAUAGAGGCAGUAGUGCUCAUUUGAAAGUCACUGGAGGAAGUGGAAAUUAUACAGAAGAAGAGAAAAGAGUUUUAUUACAUAGCUCACAUAUUAAUGAUAAUGAAUUUGUGCCUUUUAUGAAUGUAGAUUUAUCAGAACGAUUCCAAUAUGCAAUUCCAUUUACUGAUAAAGAUGGAUUAUUAGAGUUAUCACCAAAACAAAAACCUGACUUUGCCCGAUGGAGCCGGCCAGAAGAAAUUUUUUCAGAGCCUAAAAUGGUCAUGAAUCAUGUUGUUGACUAUCACAGUAUCAAACAAACGGUGGUAUCUGAUUGUUCAUUUGUUGCUUCUUUAGCAGUGAGUGCACAGUAUGAGAAAAAAUUUGGUAGAAGACUUAUUACUUCAAUUAUUUAUCCCAAAAAUAAAAAUAAAGAACCAAUUUAUAAUCCAUUUGGAAAAUAUAUGAUUAAGCUACAUAUCAAUGGUAUUCCAAGAAAAGUUGUGAUAGAUGAUUUACUACCUGUUAGUCAUUAUAAUCAACUACUAUGUUCUUACUCCAACAACAGAGGAGAACUUUGGAUUUCUUUGUUGGAAAAAGCUUAUAUGAAAGUUAUGGGAGGGUAUGAUUUUCCUGGUUCUAAUAGUAAUAUAGAUUUGCAUGCUCUUACUGGCUGGAUACCAGAAAGAUGGGCAAUACGACCUAAUGAGCCAGAUUUUAAUAAAGAAAAUUUGUUUGAUACUUUACUUUUAAGACUUCAUAAAGGAGACACAUUGGUUACAGUUGCAACAGGAGAUCUAUCAGAUGCCGAUGCAGAUCGUACCGGCCUAGUUCCUAGUCACGCUUAUGCAGUUUUGGACGUUAGAAAAGUCAAUGGAGAAAAAUUGUUGCAGCUAAAAAAUCCUUGGUCGCAUUUAAGGUGGCGAGGGAAUUUUUCUGAACUUGAUACUAAUCAUUGGACUGCAGAGCUCCGAGAAACUUUAAAUUAUGAUCCUGAUUCGGCGGCUCAAUUUGACAACGGUAUAUUUUGGAUUGAUUUCGACAGUAUUUGUCAUUUCUUUGAUGUUUUCUACUUUAACUGGAAUCCUGCAUUAUUCAAUUAUACUUAUUGUAUUCAUCAAAUGUGGAAAGCUGGAACUGGUCCCGUAAAAGAUGCAUUUAAUAUUGGUGAUAAUCCGCAAUUUUUACUGGAAGUACAGCCUGAUGUUAACGGUUCAGUAUGGAUUUUAUUAACAAGGCACAUUACUGACAUAGCAGAUUUUCGACAAAAUCAGGAAUAUAUUACGCUCUAUGUAUAUCAGAAUGAUGGAAAAAGAGUCUAUUACCCAAAUUAUCCCCUGCCUUAUAUCGAUGGAGUGAAAAUAAAUAGCCCACAUUACUUGUGUAAGAUUAACCUUGGGCAAAGUCGAGAUAAACGUUAUACUUUGGUAGUAUCUCAAUAUGAAAAAACAAAUACUAUUUAUUAUACGUUAAGGGCAUACGGAACAUCGCCUUUUACGCUUCGAAAGAUAGCGGAACCCUACAAGUUUGAAAAAGAGAUCAAAGACGGUCAAUGGAAAGGUGUUAGCGCUGGAGGAUGCGGAAAUCACCCAGCAACUUACGUUCACAAUCCUAGAUACCAAUUAGUUCUUGAAAGCUCAAAUAAUAAUAAUUGGUUGCUUAUUAUUCUGAAAGGACCAAAACAAUAUCAGAUCGGAUUUGAAAUUUUGACGGUAAUUCUGAAUGAUCCCGAAUCUCCCACAGCCUUCAAAAGUAAAACUUCUGGACCUUUCCGCUCCGGUUUUGUUUAUCUUGAACUAGUGGAUGUGCCUGCGGGAAUCUACAAUGUCAUUCCAUCGACAUUUUUACCAGGACAAGAGGGACCUUUCUUCUUGACUUUCAAAUCGUCGUCCAACUUACAAAUAAGUCGAUUGCAGUAAAACUAUACUGUUACCCAUACAAAUUUUUAAGCUUUGUAAAAUAAAAUUUUUCUGUAAUUUAUCAUAAAAAAUCUACUGAUUUUAACUAAACUCUGAAUGCAACUAAUUCAAACUACAUUUCUCUGUGUAAUAUUGUAAAUAGACUCCCAAGUUUUAGAAUAAUUACU